This is a messenger RNA of Argiope bruennichi, 1803 nucleotides long. RefSeq lists its product as uncharacterized. The record is from RefSeq and is a predicted model, not a curated record. The coding region runs from base 471 to 1742 and encodes 423 amino acids. NCBI's taxonomy places the organism in Eukaryota, Metazoa, Arthropoda, Arachnida, Araneae, Araneidae. The transcript has 2 exons. Gene Ontology annotation, biological process: intracellular signal transduction.
AUUAAUUCCAUGAGUGUGGCGCAGCUUAGCCAGAAAUGGCUUUGUGCCAACUCAAACUAGCCCCUUCGACGUAUGCAUUUCUCCCUGUCAAAGUACAUAGUAUCAAGUUUAGUAGCUAUUGGUCAACCGUCAACACACUCAAAAAUAAGGAUAUAUAUUCUUGUUUAUUAUAAGCAUAAAUCAAAAACGUUUCAUGAAAAAUCUUAAAUAGACGUACAACACUACCUUUUUACUAUAGUCGCUUGACCGUUACUUGGCUAUUUCUUGGAAAGUUGUUUUUGCCAUCUGUAAUAUUUUCCGUCUGCGUCUUCAAUGGCUCAAGGUCACUUCUAAGCUUGCACGACCCCAAUGACAUUGAGAGUGAAACCAUUGAUUUUAGUGCGGAAGACUUCACAGUGGGAGGUGUUGGUUUCUUGAGAAAUUUUUGCUUAAAACUUGUUACUGCAAAUCUUUGAAGUACUUUGAUAGCAAUGGAAAACUUUUCAACAUCGUUACUUAACAGAAUAAUUGUCUUAGAAAACGCUUCAGACAUAGUUCGCUUCAGCUUCAUCGUACAAAAAUCUAUUUCGUACUUGGAUUUGAAACUAUGCGACAAAUUGAUGGUUUUUAACUGUCUUAACAAAACAUGCGGUUGCUGUGCCUUGAAAUUUUCAAGCUAUUUCAUAAACACAGAAGAAAAAUGUCGGAAAUAUUUUACUUCGAGGCGAAAUCUUCUCUACACUUUACAUCUGGAUUUGCCGAAAAAAAGAGAAUAUAGCCUUAAAAAGGUACCAAAGACGUAUAAUUAUGAAAUGUGUGAAGAUAUACCACACUUAGCCAAAAUUAUUGCUAUCUGUGGAUUUUCCGAUAAGUUAUUAUCUAAUUUCAUUCAAGACUUCAUUAGGGUCAAUAAUCAAAAACUUAGAAUUUUGAAAUGGAUAUUAAAAAUGGAUUUUUUUGACAGAUCCAUGCUAUAUUAUUUAGAGAUAGAAACUGUGAAUGAAUUCAUUCACUGUUUUCAUCCCACCAUUACAGAUCCUGCACUUUUCAAGAAUUUCAUAAUGCAAGUCGAUAUAGUAGAAUGGAUUAUAACGUAUGAGGACCAAGAGAUAGUGGAAUUCCUACUUUCUCAUGCACGCCAUUUUGGAAGGGAGGACUUAAGAAAAGACGCAAUGACUUUUGAUGCUACUGUAGAUCAUUGCUUAAUUAAUCGUUUUUUAAAAAAUAUUGGUCCCGUUUUGAAGUAUAUAGAUGCCCCUACAUUUCCCAAAGAAGAUUACUGGCUCUACCCAAAUGAAAUUUUGUCAAUGAGAUCAGACUUGAAUGUCAAAGAAUUCCGCAAAGCAGAGAAGCAGACUGGACUAAGAAGGAUGCACAAGCUAAUGCAACUUAUUUGGAUGUACGUCUACUGCGAUGUAGAUUUUGAUACCGAAACUGCAUUAGAGACUUUGCGACUAAUAUGGUCCAGUAUUCCUGAUCCCUACAUAAGUUUCGAAGAAUUCGGGGGAAUAUUUUGGAAAGUAUUCUCUGCUGAAGAGUUGGAGCGUAUAUACGACUUCUAUGGCAGAGCUGUUGGUGAGUUUUGUGAAAAGUGUGAACCAAGAUCGCUUCAACAUCUGUGUAGAACUGUAAUUAGAAAAACUUUGCGUAAAAAUCAAUACUGGAUUCCGGAAGGCAUUAGACAAAUGGGUUUGUCGAAACCCAUUCAGUCGUUUUUAAAUAUCGAAAAAACAUUUUGCAUCUCUAACGAAUUUGGAUUGUAACGAAAAUUUCAACUUAUAAUAACUUAGACGCGUCUUUUUAAAAAUGCUUUACAAAUAAAUA